CAGACGCGACCGAAACGUGCAUGAAUCGCCAUCGCCAUUCGGGAGAGGUAACAACGCUGUUCUGCUUUAACAUCUCGUCUGAAAAUUUUUAACCGAGAGAAACAUGACCAAAAAUGUGCUGAGGAAGCCGAUGGAAAACGGCGAUUAUCGCGGGGCUUAUGGACAGGCUUAUAAAGAUAAGAGCAAACCCACGGAUAUCCGCAGCAGCAACAUCAAUGCCGCUAAAGCUGUUAGCGAUGCGAUACGGACGAGUCUUGGACCCAGGGGAAUGGACAAGAUGAUUCAAGCUAGUAAUGGAGAAGUUACUAUCACAAAUGAUGGUGCUACUAUCCUAAAAGAAAUGAAUGUAAUCCAUCCUGCUGCAAAGAUGCUUGUUGAGUUGUCUAAAGCUCAGGAUGUAGAGGCUGGUGAUGGUACAACGAGUGUUGUUGUGAUAUGUGGUGCACUUUUGGAGGUGGCGGAACGCUUGUUGCAGAAAGGUAUUCAUCCUACUUCGAUUAGUGAUGCUUUUCAGAAAGCAGCAGCUGAAGGAGUAUUGAUUCUGUUACACAUGUCCAUACCUGUUGACCUAACGGAUAAAGAAUCUCUUGUAAAGGUUGCUGCAACAUCUCUCAAUUCCAAGGUUGUGCAUCAACAAUCUAGUCUUCUUGCACCACUUGCUGUAGAUGCAGUAUUAAAAGUUACAGAAGAAGGAAAGGAAAUAUCAGUUGACUUAAAUGAUAUUAAAGUAAUAAAAAAAUUGGGAGGUACUGUCGAAGAUACCGAAUUAAUAGAAGGAUUGAUAUUUACCCAAAAAUCUUGUAAUAUUAAUGGCCCGAAACGUAUAGAAAAAGCUAAAAUUGGAUUGAUUCAAUUCUGCAUUUCGCCGCCAAAAACUGAUAUGGAUCAUAAUGUUGUUGUAUCUGACUAUGCGGCGAUGGAUCGUGUCUUAAAGGAAGAACGUGCUUAUAUAUUGAAUAUCAUUAAACAGAUCAAGAAAACUGGUUGCAAUGUACUCCUAGUGCAAAAGUCGAUUUUGCGUGAUGCCAUUAGUGAUCUCGCAAUACAUUUCUUAGACAAGAUUAAAGUUAUGGUAAUAAAAGAUGUAGAGCGCGAGGACAUUCCCUUUGUGUGUAAAACGCUAGGUUGCCGGCCGAUCGCAUCGUUGGAUCAUUUUGUGGCCGAAAAUCUUGUUAACGCAGAACUUUGCGAAGAAGUUCAAACCGGAAACUCGAAAUUUGUUAAGAUCACAGGCAUUCAAAAUCAUGGAAAAACGGUCACAGUUCUUGUGCGCGGUAGCAACAAAUUAGUCUUGGAAGAAGCCGAAAGAUCGCUACACGAUGCUUUGUGCGUCAUCCGGUGUUUAGUAAAACAAAGAGCACUGAUCGCCGGUGGCGGUGCACCAGAAAUUGAAUUAGCAUUAAAACUAGGAGAAUACGCAGUGACCUUAGGUGGAGUUGAUGCAUACUGUAUCAAGGCCUUUGCAAAUGCACUUGAAGUGAUUCCGUCAACGUUAGCCGAGAAUGCAGGUUUGAAUCCGAUAGCAACAGUAACUGAACUUCGCAAUCGACACGCGAAGGGUGAAGUAACAGCGGGAAUUAACGUACGAAAGGGCGCCAUUACUAAUAUAUUGGAAGAGAACGUAAUUCAACCAUUGUUGGUUUCUACCAGUUCGAUAACUCUCGCUUCCGAAACCGUACGCAGUAUACUGAAAAUUGAUGACAUUGUCAAUACAAAUCAAUAAAUCAGAAAAUGCAAUUUAAAAUUGAUUUUAAAUUUACAUAGCACGAUAAAUAUAAUUAGUAAUAAUAAUAUCAUAUACUCUCUUCACGUGUUAUCAAUAUACGCAAUAUGGUUUUCGUUACAAAUUUAUCCACGUUCAUCAUAUUUGUUUGAUUGAUAUUAUAAAAACCUAUUCACCUUAACAAUUAGAAUAUGUUUUUUGCAAAAGCUUUACAUAAUGUAUUUUUUAAACGCGUUAAUACUGAGAACAAUAAAAAGUUUACGAGAUA
This is a messenger RNA of Camponotus floridanus (Florida carpenter ant), 1991 nucleotides long. It is a transcript of the gene CCT4, whose product is annotated as T-complex protein 1 subunit delta. Gene Ontology annotation, molecular function: ATP-dependent protein folding chaperone; ATP binding; ATP hydrolysis activity. Lineage: Eukaryota; Metazoa; Arthropoda; Insecta; Hymenoptera; Formicidae. Bases 104 to 1723 code for a protein of 539 amino acids. The record is from RefSeq and is a predicted model, not a curated record. The transcript has 9 exons. Gene Ontology annotation, cellular component: chaperonin-containing T-complex. Gene Ontology annotation, biological process: protein folding.